Messenger RNA from Drosophila kikkawai, 1054 nucleotides. RefSeq lists its product as uncharacterized. The record is from RefSeq and is a predicted model, not a curated record. Lineage: Eukaryota; Metazoa; Arthropoda; Insecta; Diptera; Drosophilidae. Gene Ontology annotation, molecular function: protein binding.
CCCUGUUCUAGUAAAGAUCUUCUUUGAAAUGCUUACCAUAAUCGAUUUAAACGACGACUGCCUUUUAAAUAUUUUAAAAUACCUAAGUCUCAGUGAUCAUGUGAAUCUAUCCAAAUCAAACUCUAGGUUUUUCGAAAUUAUUAUGGAUCAGUCCAAGGCUAUUUAUCCGACAUUUCAUACCAACAAACCUGUAUUAUAUUACACAAAAUCCGCAGUUCAGCUAUUCAGGGUUCUGAAUAAUAACGUCAGGACACUGGGUGUAAUACAAGGACAUUACCACGAUCAAGAGGAACUAGGAAAUGCAGUUCGAGACUUUCGAAUUCUCUCUGAAACCAGAAAUAAAAUUAAUUUCCGGAGUUGCUGGAAAGAAUUGCCUGGAAUCGAUGACAUGUUUCGAUUUUCCUCUCUUAGAAGUCGCGGCUAUUUGAGUGUUAAUAUCCCUUCGUGCCUUUGCUACAUGGAGGAGUUCUUCCGUCUUAUCCCCAACUUGCGGGAAUUAAGAGUUUCUGGUUUUGCCAAAUGCUCUGAAAGUGUUUCAGUAAUUGCCAGAUGCUUUCCCCAGCUGGAUAAUCUUUCCAUACGAGGAGCUAGCCUCAAAAAUCCCAGUGAUUUUGAGUUGAUUUCACAAAUCAAAAAUUUGACAAAACUUGCGUUGAACGUUGGCGGGCAAAAUUCCUUGGCACCACUAACUAAACUCACUGAACUACGAUCCCUGUAUCUGGAAAGUAUGCUGAGUUAUAUAUCUGCAAGGGAAAUUAUCGAAAUAAUUGAGAACUGCAGGAAGUUAGAAUUUCUGUACUGCUACUAUAUAGAUCAUGCUGAUCAGCCGCAUAGCUCCAUAGCGAAUAUCUUCAGGGCCAUCAAGUCAAGCCGAGAUCCCAGCACCCAAAAACCUUUGGAACUGUAUUCUUAUCUGGAUCCCCCACUGUCGGAUGAUAAUAAACAGCUCAUUGAUAAUGCAUACUUCGUAUAUCGUCGGCUGUAGACAAGAAAUACAAUAUAUAUAAACUCCCACUCCCUCCCCAUAGAUUAAUAAAACACACUCUUUAAAUGU